GCGCCCGGAGCCUCUGCGGCGCCAGCGCGCUGGGCGGCAGCGGCGGGAUGUUCUCGGCGGGAGCCGAGAGCCUGCUCCACCAGGCCAGGGAGAUCCAGGACGAGGAGCUGAAGAAGUUCUGUUCCCGGAUCACUAAGCUGCUACAGAAGGAGGACUUGGGGCCUGACACCAUCGACUCCCUGCAGAGGCUCUUCCUCAUCGUCUCGGCCACAAAGUAUAACCGGAGGCUGGAGAAGACAUGCGUAGACCUGCUGCAGGCCACCCUUGGCCUGCCCACGUGCCCUGAGCAGCUCCAGGUUCUCUGCGCCGCCAUCCUGAGAGAGAUGUCACCCUCGGACAGCCUAACCCUGUCCUGGGACCACACCCUGAACACCCGGCAGCUGAGCCUGAUGGCCUCUGUGCUCCUGGCUCAGGGUGACAGAAGAGAGGAGGUCCGAGCCGUGGGCCAGGGCGUUCUGCGAGUCCUCGAGGCCCGGCAGCCUGAGGGGCCUAGCCUCAGACCCCUCCUCCCCAUCAUGUCGAAGGUCGUGAGCCUCAGCCCGGGCGCCCUCCCAGAGGACCAGAUCACCCUACUCAGCAAGAGGCUGGUUGACUGGUUGCGCUACGCCAGUGUCCAGCAGGGGCUGCCGCAGGCUGGUGGCUUCUUCUCUACACCCAGAGCCCGGCAGCCAGGACCCACUACGGAGGUGGACGGGGCGGUGGCCACAGACUUCUUCACGGUGCUUUCCACGGGCCAACACUUCACGGAGGACCAGUGGCUGAACGUGCAGGCCUUCUCCAUGCUGCGCCUGUGGCUGCUGCACAGCGGCCCCGAGGGCCUGGGCACCCCGGAGGCAGAUGACAGGUCGGACCUGGAAGGCUCCGCCCUGUCGGUCAUCUCGGCCACCUCCCCCUCCGGCCGCCUGCUGUCCCCCCGGGAGCGGCUCAGGGAGGUGGCCUUCGAGUACUGCCAGCGUCUCAUUGAGCAGAGCAACCGAAGAGCCCUGAGGAAGGGGGACUCGGACCUGCAGAGAGCCUGCCUGGUGGAGGCGGUGCUGGUGCUGGACGUGCUUUGCCGGCAGGACCCGUCCUUCCUGUACCGCAGCCUGUCGUGCCUGAAGGCCCUGCACGGGCGGCUGAGCACGGACGCGGCCCGCGUGCGGGUGCUGCUGCCCCUGGCCCGCUUCUUCCUCAGCCACGGGGAGGCGGCCGCGAUGGAUUCGGACGCCGUCUACCAGCACCUGCUCACCAGGGUCCCGGCCGAGCACUUCCACAGCCCCAUGCUGGCCUUCGAGUUUGUCCAGCUCUGCAGAGACAGCCUGCCCCUGCUGGGCGGGAACCUCGGCCUUCUCAGGCUCAGCUUCCCCAGCCUCUUCAAGUUCCUGGCCUGGAACAGCCCACCCCUCACCUCUGAUUUUGUGGCUCUCCUCCCCUCACUGGUGGACGCGGACACGGCCCUGGAGAUGCUGCACGCGCUGCUGGACCUGCCCUGCCUGACUGCGGCCCUGGACCUGCAACUCAGGUCACUGCCGGCUCCCUCCGAGAGGCCACUCUGGGACACCUCCAUCAGGGCUCCCAGCUGCCUCGAGGCCUUCCGGGACCCGCAGUACCAGGGUCUCUUCCAGCACCUGCUGCGCCCCAAAGCCAGCGGCACCACUGAGAGGUUGACACCACUGUACCAGCUACUGCAGCCCAUGGCUAGCUGCGCCCGCGUGGCCCAGUGUGCCGAGGCCGUGCCCACCCUACUCCAGGUGUUCUUCUCAGCAGUGACCCAGGUCGCCGAUGGAGCUCUGACCAACCAGCUGGUGCUGCAGCUCCUGGAGAGGAGCAACACUCUCUUCCGUGUCCCGCAGUACGAGGCCCGUGUGCACAGGGUGCUGAGCUCCCAGUUCCUAGCGCUGUGUAAGCUGAAGCCCUCCCUGGUGGUAGAGCUGGCAAGGGAGCUCCUGGAGUUCCUGGGCGGCGUCAGCGCUGUCUGCAGCCGGGCCGGCAUGGUCACUGCCAUG
Molecule: messenger RNA, 1985 nt
Organism: Carlito syrichta (Philippine tarsier)
Lineage: Eukaryota; Metazoa; Chordata; Mammalia; Primates; Tarsiidae
Gene: AP5Z1
Product: adaptor related protein complex 5 zeta 1 subunit
Exons: 15
Cellular component (GO): AP-5 adaptor complex
Source: RefSeq, a predicted model, not a curated record